This is a messenger RNA of Clupea harengus (Atlantic herring), 1962 nucleotides long. Its product is annotated as calcium homeostasis modulator protein 6-like. Gene Ontology annotation, cellular component: plasma membrane. The record is from RefSeq and is a predicted model, not a curated record. Gene Ontology annotation, molecular function: monoatomic cation channel activity. NCBI's taxonomy places the organism in Eukaryota, Metazoa, Chordata, Actinopteri, Clupeiformes, Clupeidae.
AUAGCUUAGGGGCAUUCAGAAGAUAAGGGAACUAAGAGUGUUCCCCUCCCAUAAUAUACUUCUCUACAAACUGACAUUCAUGGGUUUUUGGUAAGAGUUCCUUUCUGCCAGAGGUUUGAAUUUUGGUUGAAAGAAGAAAAGGAACGCGUUGCAAUGGAUAAGUUCAAGGUGUUGAUGGAUUUAGUCCAAAAUUGGCAAACGACCCUUGGAUUGGGCCUAAUACCGUUACUAACGGCGGGUGCGGAGCAUCAUUUUUCAACCUUUGCCUUCAAGUGUCCAUGCAGCGAGUGGAGCUUUCUGUAUGGGACGGUGUCUCUUCUUGUGCCGGCCGCGGCUCUGCUUUUACUUGGGUACAUGCUAAGCAAUAAAACGUGGAUACUGUUCACGGGCUUGUGUCUGAAUAAGUCUAAACUUUUUCGUUCCAAAUACAUGUGCCGCUGCCUAUGUGUUUUCCUUCAGAUCACAAUGACCGCUAUGGUGGCACCUGUCUCCUGGAUCGCAAUAGCGCUUCUUAACGGUGUUUAUUUUGAAUGUAUUAUUACGGGCCUUAAUGUCACUCAUCUGAAGAGCUUCUUGUGUCAUGGAAGAUCGGACUCCUGCCAGAUCGAGCUCUACAAGUUGCCCUGUGAUAAAACUGUGGCGGACCGAGACGCUAUCCUUACAACCAUACGCGCGCAGUCUCAGGUCUUGGGCUGGUUGGCGAUAGCCUCUAUCAUGCUAUCCUCUCUGCUGCUCACCUGUGUGGCCAGGUGCAACUCCCCAGUGAGCUACCUCCAGCUCAAGUUCUGGAAGGCCUACUCUCAGAAGGAAAGCAACUUUCUCGACUGUUAUGCCACCAAGCACGCCGAGAAACUUGCCGAGAGGAACAUCAAGAGCUUUUUUGAGAUGGAAAUACCGGAGCCUUUGAAGACCCCUCCAAGGUACUCGUGGGAAAAGAUCUCCAGGUUUUACAAGUUCGGUACCAUGGAUAAGUAUUACAGCACGGUACACAAGUAUGUGGAGACGUGCAAGAACCCUGAGGACCCGAUGAGAUUCCUUUCGACUAAAUCAGGGGACAGCUCUAACCCAGCAGCCCUGGACUUUGUGGACGAAUGCACAAUGAUGCUGUGAGAUGGAGGUCAUGAGAUCAUUCGGUUGGACAUUUUUUCAAGUGCACAGCAUUUCCAUUUUUAUAAUGUUUUGAAGAAUAUUUGGACUUUUAGAAGUGAACGUUUUUGUACUUCUGCUAAUGAGUAAUAUAAAGUUUACAAAGGUUCAGUUUACAAUCCUUGGUUUAUUAUUUGCCUUAUGUGCUUCAAUAGGAGAUAUAUUUUACAGCAUAAACCUUUCAUUGUUCUAUCUGCUUCCUUAUUUGUAAUGAAAAAGUCGUCACAGAAGCUUUUGCAAACAUGAAGAUACAUUCAGCGAGCAGAUAUGUUUACCAGUGUUUUGAAUGAGCGUUUUUCUCUGUGGUCAGCUCUCUCAGUUUCAGUUCUAUCUAACAUCCUGUGUGUGUACAUGGGAAAGGAAAUCACAUGCAAAGCCAUUAGGUGGAGAAUUGUGCCUGAUGAAUCACAAUAAGUGCCUGGCCAGUGAAAGAUUUCCGUAUCAAGGAUAAGGAACAUAAGGAUCAUAACAUCUUAUCUUAUGUUAUAUUAUCGGUGCUACUUUUGUUUAAAUAAAUCCAAGCAGUUCACUAAUGUUCACUAAUGAUACUGCUUAUAUAUGCAACUAAUUGCAGAUCCUGUGCAAAGUUUGCCCAUUGGUCUGUUUAGAGCACUUCAGCAUGACAAGGUCUUCAGAUGCAUUAGUGAGGAGAAAUAGCAAAUCUUUUAGAUUUAGCCCACAAGCCCCCACAAGGAAAUGAAAGUGUGGUGUUUUCAAGCACUUCCUCUAUCCAUAAUGUCACGUAUAUGCUUAGUCUUUUGGGUUUUGACAGUUGUGCACAGGAUUGCUUAAGAUGUGGCAAAGGUGGAGGAUGAU